AUCAGCUGUGUCCAAUCACAGCUGAUCACAUGGCACUGAUGAUCAGUGUGCCCUGAUGAUCAGUGUAGCCCCAUCAGUGCCACCUGUCAGUGUCCAUCAAUGUCAGCUGUCAGUGCCCAUCAAUGCCACCUGCCAGUACCCGUCAGUGCCACAUCAAUGCCACAUAUCAGUGCCUACCAGUGCACAUCAAUACCACAUAUCAGUGUCCAUCUGAGCUGCCUUUCAGUGCCACCUAUCAGUGCCAGUCAGUGCUGCCUAUCAGUGCCGCCUAACAGUGCCACCUAACAGUGCCAGUCAGUGCUGCCUAUCAGUGCCAGUCAGUGCCACCUAUCAGUGCCAUAUAUGAGUGCUGCCUUUCAG
Molecule: messenger RNA, 360 nt
Organism: Staurois parvus
Lineage: Eukaryota; Metazoa; Chordata; Amphibia; Anura; Ranidae
Source: the annotation of a GenBank genome assembly